GUUUGGUAUCUACUCACAAGGCACGCACGAUAAAUAUAAAUAAUUAAUUAAUUGAUUUUAUCAAUCGAUUUGGAAAACUUUAAACGAUGACUUUGGUACAUCUCUGAUUCUCUCUUUCAACUUAUUACUUAAUUGGACUGCACGCAAAGUGAUCAAAAAAUUGGAAAUUUGGAUUCAAAUCCGUCAUGGGGUCUUGCGAAUCGAUCCUGAACAAGAUCUGUGUUUGCAGUUGGUACUUGUUAGGGUUGAUUACUUGGCAAUUUUUGUCGAAGACUUUACUGGGUACUUUUUUUUAGGGUUUGGAUUAUUGAGCUGAUUGAAACUGAAUCUAGUGAUAAACUGUGUGUUUAUAGACUUAAUUUGGUCAAAAUCCUUGAGGGUUUUGUAAUUUGUAGGAAAUUGAUCCGUGAUUAAGUCGUAGUGCUAGUUGUAGUUUUGUUGAUAAGUAAUUUAGAAAGAUGCAAUCUAGAAGGCAAGAAGAUCAUAUGACGAUGUCAGCAUCAUCGAAACUAGGUAAUCAACAUGGAAGAAGUGGAAUGGGUCCUGACUUGUAUCUGAGUUCACGUCCUGAUGCACCAGAUAGGUCUCGGAGGAGUGUGAGUCCGCAUAAGGUAGACAGUUCUAGGAGGAUUUCAGAUGGUCAAAUGAGUAGUGGUUCGAUUGAAAGGAGGGAUUUUGGUUGGAGUGCAGGUGGAGGAAGGACUGAAAAGGUCCGUACAAAGUCACCACCCCAAUACAGGAUACCGCAUAAAAGACCUCACUUUGAUGAUGGCAGUGUGCAAAGGAAAUAUUUGUACCGUGAAGAUUUGGAUUUUGAUUGUGGUACAAACUCUAGGUUGAAGCCUGUUUAUGGGUAUGAUCGUGGUAGUUUAAGAAUUAGUGAAGAGAAGGAUUAUAAUGAAAACAGGAUUGUAGAAAUUGGCAGUCAUGGAAUGUUGAGUGAGAAAUCAGUGCUAACAGAAGAGGGCGAGAUAAGGAGGUCAUAUCAGUUGCCUCCAGAUAAAGGUCAUAUAAAAAAUUAUGGUGAGCAUGGUGGAAGUCUAACACUAUCAUCUCGGAGCUUCAAUAUAGGUCGGUAUGAGCAUGAAAAGCUUCAGUAUAUAGAGCCAAUACCAGAUGGCUACAAAGCAGAAGAGAAGCCUUUGUAUCUUUCAAGGGAUAAGUUCGCAGGAACAGAAUCCUACAUUGAUAAGGAGAAACCUAUGUAUCACUCCAAAGAUGUUUUGUACACUAUAAUGCCAUCAGCACAUUCUAAAGAUUUCUUGAGCAACUCCCAAUACAAAGUGGGCUCCUCUUCAGGAACAUCAAUGAAUGAGUUUCCAAUUUCUUACAGGGAUGAUGUGACCUUACCUACUUUGGAUGGAUAUCCAAGUAGUGUAAAACAAACUGAACCUGGUUUUAAUGUGCAUAGGCAAAGGCCGCUUGUGGAUACUUUGAGAAAUGAUGGAGGUGAAAUGAGAAAUUUGGCGUAUUACCAACAUGGGGCAUAUAGCCCCUCAAGCACUGAGCGUGAGUAUUAUAAGUAUCCUAAAACAAUGUCUUUAGCAAAUGAUGAUCGAAGAUAUCCUUCUGAUGAUUUAUGCAGAACGAUAUCUCCACACACCCGACUAGACUAUGAUGAUGCUUUUAAGAAUCACGACCAGAGAGAUUUACCAAGAGCAAGUAAUAUGCUUCCUGUUGUAGAUAGGAUUGAUGAUCCAGAACAUCUUUUGAGAAGGAGCAGUGCAUUAGACCAUCCUACUUUACAAAAGCAGACAGUUUCAGACUACAUUGAUUUGAGCAGAAAAUCAUAUCCAUUAAAGCAAGGUGAAGAGUCUAUGAAUUCUGGAUCUACUCAUGCAGAGUUUGAGAAGACAGCACCCCGUGACUAUGGAAUAUCACAUUUCGGUGUACCACAGGAUCAUCAAAUCUCAUAUAUUAGAUCAGAUUACUCUUUUGGGAGAGAUCCUGGUCCAGAGAUUCAGAAAGAAACACUGCAAAGUUCUGACCUUCUUUAUGAUUCAGAAAGGCACAAACUUGCUGUAAGAGCACAGAGACUUAAGGAAGGGGAGUUUGGCAUGCAUGAGCCAUCUGAAAAUGUUUUUAAAAGAAAAUAUAGCUUGGAGGAUGAUAUAUAUAGGCAUACUGAUAGAAUUAUUAUGUCAAGCAAAAGGAAUGUACCUGAAGAGUUUGAGGAUCUAUAUGGUAGUGAUGAGGAGUAUUUUGAAGAAGGUAUGAGUGGUGUACACUUGCCAAAGACUCGGAAAUUUAACAACAAUCAAUACAGAAAGGCUGGGAGGUCAUAUGAUGGUCUAGAACAACCUGGAAAUUUUGCAUCUAAUGAGUGGUUCUCUUCGCAAGAUUCUUUGGCACAUUCAAAAAGGUCUUCUUCCAGAUUUUAUAAGCAUAAUAGCAGAUAUAUAAAAGGUCAGACAAGACCUGGUUCUUUAGGCUGGCAUAACUCAUACUAUAGUGACAGAAGAAGUGGCCUUUAUAAACCACUGAAAGUUUGGAAAAAAAAUAAGGAAUAUGAUGAGGAUGUGAAUGAUAAUGAUGGUGAGGAUUGGUUAAAUCCUGCUGAAUCAGAGCCAUCAGAAGAUUCUGAGGAAUUCAAACAACUGGUACAUAAAGCCUUCCUAGAGUACUCAAAAAGGUUGAAUGUGAAUUUAUCUGUUCGAAGAAGAUACCAGGAGCAAGGAAAAGCUGGUAGUUUAUUCUGCAUUGCAUGCGGCAGAAGCAUGUCAAAGGAGUUUGCGAACACUAAACGCCUAGUAACUCAUACCUUUAUGUCUCACAAGGUUGGGUUGAGAGCACAGCACCUGGCUCUUCACAAAGCAAUAUGUAUUUUGUUAGGCUGGAGUACUGAUGUGCCUCAAGAAACAAUAACAUUGGUUCCUGAGGUCUUGUCUAAUGAAGAAGCUAUGGCUGCAAAGGAGGAUUUGAUUCUCUGGCCUCCAGUUGUCGUCAUCCGCAAUAUUUCUAUGUCAAACAACAAUCUGAAAGAACAGAAAGUCAUACCUAUCGAAGGGGUUGAGGCCUUUCUUAGAGGCAAAGGUAUAAUUGAGGGAAAAAUCACUGUGUGCCUGGGGAGGCCUGCUGACCAAAGUAUUAUGGUAGUGAAGUUCUUAGGAACAUUUUCUGGACUUGCAAAUGCAGAGAAGAUUCAUCAGUAUUUUACUGAGAAUAAUCGGGGGAGAAAAGAUUUCAACCGAAUAAUCAACAGUAGCAAAGGCAUCAACAUUGCUGAAACCAGAAUGCAGGGAGACAAACUGGAGGAACAUAUACUCUAUGGAUACAUGGGCAUUUCAGAGGAUUUGGAUAGCACGGAUUUUAAUACCAAGAAACAUUGUGUUAUAAAGAGCAAGGCAGAGAUCAUGGACUUGGCGAAUGCCCCUGUCAAACCUAAUGAUAGCUAGCGAACUGAAAAGAUUUCACGGAAGGUGAUGCUGGAAUUAUAUGUUCCCAUUCAAAAGAUUUCUUCCAGUUCCUCUGUAUGCCCUUCUAUUCAAGCUUAUUAUUUGCUUGACCUCAACUAAAGUAAACAAAAGUGACUGAAAACUUCUGAUUAUCAUCCACAACCCAUGACUAGUAUCUUAAGUAGAUUUUGCUGCAUGUAUUUGGCUGAACCUCCGGGGUUUCCCUUCAAUGUAUUUGGUUAUUUUUAA
Mangifera indica (mango) is the source of this 3644-nucleotide messenger RNA. RefSeq lists its product as uncharacterized. The record is from RefSeq and is a predicted model, not a curated record. Gene Ontology annotation, biological process: regulatory ncRNA-mediated gene silencing. The transcript has 4 exons. Bases 459 to 3395 code for a protein of 978 amino acids. Lineage: Eukaryota; Viridiplantae; Streptophyta; Magnoliopsida; Sapindales; Anacardiaceae.